Molecule: messenger RNA, 2995 nt
Organism: Marasmius oreades (fairy-ring Marasmius)
Lineage: Eukaryota; Fungi; Basidiomycota; Agaricomycetes; Agaricales; Marasmiaceae
Exons: 16
Coding region: 1605-2933 (442 amino acids)
Biological process (GO): transmembrane transport
Cellular component (GO): fungal-type vacuole membrane
Molecular function (GO): transmembrane transporter activity
Source: RefSeq, a predicted model, not a curated record
AACUUUAUUACAAGGAAGCACGAAGUUGAGGAUAGAAAUUCUUCUGUAGCUCGUAAACCAGAACAUCAUUCGACAAAAUAUCAUAGUGCCCAGCAUCGAGUACCCGAAUCUCCGCACCUGGGAACCCCCGACGAAUUCCUAUAUCCUCCCAUUCCUGCUGAGCAUGUGCUGGUAUACAUGAGUGUAUACCCUUGUCAGCCAGGAAAACCGUAACUGGACAAUUCAGCUGCCGAAGCCAUCGACUGAGAGCACCCAUAUCAGGCGAUCUGACUCGAUCGCGGGUGGUAAUCUCUUCUAGGAAAUCAUAUACAGCGGAGAGGAAUACCUCGAGAAAGUCCCCAAAGUUCCGGAGGAACGGGUCAACUGGGAUUCUCUUCCAUGCCUCCGUGAGCCCAUCCGCGAGUUUGUGUCGGCGAACGACUUUGCCGCCUGAAUCCUUGCGGAGAAGGUGACAGACGAAAAAGUAGUUCUUUUCGACGAACUGGGCACGGACUUGGUCCCGCGACAUGACUGAGAGGUCGAUGUCGAGACCCAUGGGAGGAGCGAAGAAGACGGUGGGGAAGUGGUCGAUGAAGACAAGCUGUAUUAUUUUUUCUCCGCUCUCUUCGAUGAUGUGAACCAUUUCAAGUAGGGUUAUGGCAGUCGCGGAGAAUGCGGCGAGGCGAUAAGGUCCCCGUGGUUGCUCCUCCUAGAACUCCGCCUGUGCGUGUAUGGAGGUGAGCGGGGUAUCGGGUGUGGAUUGUAUGGCCCAUAUUGAAGAGUGGAAUUUCUUCUGGAGAGGUCCAAAACUGUGAAUGUUACCGCCUCCUCCUGUAGUGCGGGUAUGUGAAUGAGUAUCGAUAGUCAGGAUAGAAACUAGCGACGGACCAUGAAGCAUAAUGAGCGGUAUCUGGCCAGGGAUAUUUCUAAGCUUGACGAUAACCUCUUUCGCUGGUGGUACACGGGGCCACUUAAUUUGCUGAUUUGCCAACUCAUCCUCCGGACUUGGGUCGACCAUGAACUGCGAUGUAGGUUCAGCGUUCGACAUAUUGUCAAGCGGUCAAAGAUUGAGUAGACUGAGGCCGUAUGGUAAGUGAGAGAUGUGUAUCAUGUCGCCCUCCAAGACUCAAGUAGUUAUAUGUAAGCUGUGUGGUGAACCGUGCGCCAGAUCCGAAUCUUUCUCGGAGUUCUAUAGAAAGUAGUGGUAACAAUAAAAACAGAUUGAAACUGACUUGGCAGGAACUGGAGGGUACUGUUGAUGAUGAUCAGAAUGAGAGUCGGAGGUUCUGAUUUCUCGAGCUCUACGGUGAUUCGGUGAAGGACGCCUGCUGAUGGUGACUCCAGCUCGCUACGUGACCACUGACGGCUAUUGGGCCGCUUCGCCUUUUCGCACGGAGCACAGCUAAGCUUUGGCUGAGCUCUUCCCGAACCAGUUCAUUACACCUCGGCUGCAGUGAGCCUUCAAGUAAGAACACCUCGGCAGGCCGUCGGGUACUAGGAAUACCAUUCCUGAUCUUCGGGAUCUUCGGAUUAGGAAGGAAGUCUAUGACGGCAAUCGGGAAUGUAGUUUUCCCCCCAGCUCCUUCGGCUUCAAUUUAAUCGAGACUUGACUGAUACCUACCACCAUGUCGCCCCCCUCUGCUCUUUCAUCGAAACAAGACACAUCUAUAGGCUCGGUAGAAGUGAAAGUUGUUGAGAGCGCUCAAGAGCUGCCAGUGUCACCACCUCCGAAUGGUGGGAUACGGGCAUGGUGUACUGUACUCGGUGGCUUCUUACUUCAAUUUGCUUGCGGAGGCUACUCCGUCUCCUUUGGCGUAUAUCAAGAUUUCUACGUUCGCGAGUUUCUUACCAACUCCUCUCCCUCGGCGAUUUCUUGGAUCGGAAGCGUGAAUACGUGUCUGCUUAUUGCGGGAGGCGUCAUUGCAGGUCGUUUGUAUGAUCGCGGAUACUUCUACUGGCUUCUCUAUGGCGGAUCCUUCUUGACCGUCUUUUCGUUAUUCAUGUUAUCUCUGGCGAAGCCAAAUCAUUACUACCAGGUAUUCCUAAGUCACGGAGUCGGCGCUGGCCUCGGUGUUGGAAUGACCUACGUCCCAAGCAUUGCGAUUACCGCGCAAUACUUCUCCACAAGGCGCGCACUUGCAAUGACGACUAUCGCUACUGGCGCCUCUAUUGGCUCGAUCGUUCACCCCAUCAUGCUCAACAACACAUUCAAGAAACUCGGUUUCGGGAACGCAGUCCGUGCCAGCGCUGGCUUAGUUGCCGGGCUGCUUAUAAUCGCUUGCUGUUUGAUGAGAACGCGAACGACAGUCACAAAACAAGGAUCUGGGAGCUCUAAAUCUGUUCUGAAAGGGAUAGCCAAAGACCCGGCGUACAUCGCCGCGACCCUUGGUUUGAUGGUUUUGUCGAUCGGGUUCUACUUCCCACUUUUCUACAUUCAGCUCGAUGCCGUCGAGCACAACCUCAACCAAACAUUUGCCUUUUAUUCUCUUGUAAUUCUCAAUUUUGCCAACGCUCUCGGUCGUAUCAUUCCCGGUUUUCUUGCUAACACGUUGGGAAUUGCGAACAUGAUAACCGCCUCAACCCUAAUAUGUUCCGCCGUGACGUUCGCCAUGAUUGGCCUCCAUAACGAGGUUGGCGUCGUGUUCAUCGCUCUCAUCUACGGUUUCGUGAUAGGAGCUAUCAUUUCCUUGAUGGGUCCGUUGAUCGUUCUCCUCACUAGCGAUAUCUCAGAGCUCGGUGCACGCAUGGGGAUUGCCUAUUUCUUCUCUGGCAUUGCUGGGCUCAUCGGGACUCCCAUUGCCGGGGCACUGCUCACCAAAGACUUUAUAUGGUGGAGACCUGCUGUAUUCAGUGGGGCUACGAGUCUCGUAGGCGGAGCGUUCUACAUUCUGAUGCUGGUCAUCAUGAGGCGGAAAAAGUUGAGGUCUGAGAAACUUGCUCAUAUUCAAGAGUGAAUUGUAAACGCGUUGCUGUAUCAUUCUCCAAAUACCAUAGUACGACUUGAUCAUGAUUGGAC